Soboliphyme baturini is the source of this 324-nucleotide messenger RNA. The record is from the annotation of a GenBank genome assembly. NCBI's taxonomy places the organism in Eukaryota, Metazoa, Nematoda, Enoplea, Dioctophymatida, Soboliphymatidae.
AUGACGCAAUAUACAUGGAAUAUCACGUAUCACAAGCCUCGAAGAGACCGUUUCGUGGUUCACUUCGUGAAAGCACUGCAGCCGUCAAGCAAAACAAGCUCGCUGAUGAUCUUCAGCACCGUGUCUUUCUUGUUCCUGGCCGGAUUUCUGCUGUGGUUCAUGUCUUGGAGAGAAAGCAAGCUCAUCCGACCAGCAGCGCUUUACGAGAACGUCAAGAUAAUCAAAUGCCGCAAGAAGCGUAGACCACUAAAAUCUUACUUCAACUUGUUCAAACCCGGCAAACGCAAGGAUCUAGUCGUAAUGAAAGAUCUGACUGAAGCAUAA